This is a messenger RNA of Guillardia theta CCMP2712, 947 nucleotides long. RefSeq lists its product as hypothetical. NCBI's taxonomy places the organism in Eukaryota, Cryptophyceae, Pyrenomonadales, Geminigeraceae. The transcript has 8 exons. The record is from RefSeq and is a predicted model, not a curated record. The coding region runs from base 1 to 825 and encodes 274 amino acids. Gene Ontology annotation, molecular function: nucleic acid binding.
AUGAACGGCAAAAGCCAACCUGACGAUGAGACGGGGCUCCAGGGGCGCGAAAACAAAGAGGAUACGGUGGAGGUAGAGGCGACGGAGAAGGAGAGAGAGGGUACAAAGAAGGAAGAGGAAGAAGUCAAGAAGGAGGAGGAAGAGACAGAUGAUGUCAGGAACAGUGUCGGGUUCGCACUCCUGUUGAAGAUGGGAUGGAAGGAAGGGGAAGGACUGGGCCUGCACAAGCAAGGGCGGAGGGAUCCUAUCAUUGUGGACGCAGAGGAGCGAGAGCCGUACGCGGGGUUGGCGCAUGCGUCAGAGGUCAAUCCAUUCAGCAAGUUGAACUCCAACAAGAAAGCGAUCCACGAGCUAGAAUCAUGGGAGAUCGAGGAGAAGAGGAGGGAUUUCUUCAAGGGUUCGGACUCGUCCAUGUGGGUGUCUGCAGGUCUUCUGGAAGAUCAGGACAAGAACGUGAAGGGGAAGAGCAAUCAUGUCAGUUCUCCAACGAUCACCUCUUACAAGGACGCUUGGGAUGACAAGGUUGUAUCGGAAUGGAAACUACGUACAGAUGAAGAUUCACAUGAAGCAAGCUGGGAAGACUCAUGGGCGCACGUAAUGAAUCGCGAUCUUGAGAAGAUGACAAUCAAUCUCGAGCAUUUCUUUGCUUGCUGCCAUGUUGUGGGACCUUUUGUAAAGAUGUUGCAUAUGGAGACGACUGGAGAGAUUUUCCAGUCGAACAUCUGGGCAUCGAGCUCGAAAGAUCUGCAGAAUAUUUUGGAGCGAAAGCUAAGGAGCAGGUCCAGAGUAUUACGUCUGCACACAAGGAGGAUGAGGAGAUGCUGAACAAGGAAGCAACAAGAGUCUUUGGCUGCAACAUCUACGGGAAUGUCUAUCUCGUCUGCCGACAGGGGAAGCAAGUUGUAGACCUUCUUCUCUACGAUUACAUCCGCCAUGGACUUACAUGA